Molecule: messenger RNA, 1002 nt
Organism: Ixodes scapularis (black-legged tick)
Lineage: Eukaryota; Metazoa; Arthropoda; Arachnida; Ixodida; Ixodidae
Exons: 3
Coding region: 1-1002 (333 amino acids)
Source: RefSeq, a predicted model, not a curated record
AUGAGCCUAGCGGUGCCGCCUCCCUUCCUUCCCGCUCCUGGGAGACCUGUUAUCCCGUGGAAAGAGUGGCGGCGGGUGCUACAAAAUUACUUGCUCGCCUCGGGGGGCGACGCCCAUGGACCUGCUCGGCGGAAGGCCUUACUUCCACAUUGCUUCGGUGUUGAAGGACAUAUAGUCUUCUACACACUUUCGGAGACGCAUCCUCCGGUACCACUGCAAGAAACAACUGCCGGCAUGAAGCCACCGACUGUGGUGGACGAGUACGAUGUCCCUUUGGCGGACAUGGAGACCUUUUUCGCGGCGACUUUGAACGUGAUCGUUGCACGACACCGCUUUAGGCAGCGAGCGCAGCUGCCAGGGGAAUCUGUCGAAGUAUUCGUUGCCGAGCUGCGAGACCUGUCGGCGGACUGCGAGUUCGGACUCUUGGCGGACGAGUUCAUCCGAGAUCAGCUGGUGGCAGAGACUAGGAGCCAGCAGUUACGAGAGUGUCUACUACUGGAAGGAAGUAUUCUAACCCUUGACCGGUCGUUGUCCAUCGGCCGACUGGUCGACGAAGCGGUCCGGUACUUUAAACAGCUCGUAUCGUCUUCAUCGGUGCAGGAGGUGGACGUUAAGUCUCCGAAAGCAGCCGAACUUGCCAAACAGGGGGACAAACUUGCAAAUCAGGCAGCGAAACUUGCGAAAGAGGCCACCGAACUUCCCAAACAGGAAGCAAAACUUGCCAAACAGGCAACUCAGCUUGCUAAACAGGAAGCAAAACUUGCCAAACAGGAAGCCCAACCUGCCAAACAGGCUAAACUGAGAGCUAGGCAGGUGAAACUGAUAGCAGAACUGGCCCUACUGGUUUUCGAACUGUUCAAAAUGGUGACUGAACAGAUUACGCUGAUGAUCAAACUGCUCUUCAAACUUGCAGUUAAACUGUUCAAAACGUUGCAUAUACCAAAGAAAGGUUACGGUUUAUAUGAACUGCCUAGCAGCCUACUUUGUUCAGUUACUCAGUAA